AUGCACAUCCAAAGUCUUGUCAGUGUUUGCCUGGUUGCCCUAGCCGGCACCGCGGCCGCCCUGCCCCGACUCGCAGGCCCCUACGUCGGCCACCGCAUCGCAGUCCCAGUCCCUACCAAUGCUACAAUCGCUCAUAAUGCGACCACAACCGGGACCCGAAACAAAGCACCUUUGACAACGGGACUGUCAAUUCCGAAAAAUAAGACUACCAACAUCCACGCCUCGCAUGGACUGAACUCGAUUGAUAAGCCCACUAAGGGAAGCAACCAUUGCAAUGAGUUGUGCUCCUUGGAAGCUCAGACUUGCACCAUUGCUGUGCCUGAAGAUGACCAGUACUGCUGGCAAACCUAUACGCGAUGCAUGUCGAAAUGUCGACCGGAUAACUUCCAAAAGUAG
This is a messenger RNA of Penicillium verhagenii, 396 nucleotides long. RefSeq lists its product as uncharacterized. The transcript is spliced from 2 exons. Lineage: Eukaryota; Fungi; Ascomycota; Eurotiomycetes; Eurotiales; Aspergillaceae. The record is from RefSeq and is a predicted model, not a curated record. Bases 1 to 396 code for a protein of 131 amino acids.